AUGAUCCGAAUUGAUGAAGGAAAUUUUGGAGGGAUCACGACUCAACAAUGGGCAAUGGUCCGUGGUUUUAGCAGGGAUAUGGGAACUAGACUGGAACCAAAACAUCGAUUCAACCCUUUCGAGGACAAGGACUCCAGCGUACCUCCAUGCAAGCUGGAUAUUUCUGCAAGACUGCCACCUCCUGCAGACGAUCAAGAAAAUCUAAGGCGACCUCCAGAGCUUCCUCCUGGCGUGCCCAAUCCACCUGAGAUUCCGACUCGCCGCCUCCGCAUCCGAGAGAACCAUGUCUGGAAGGUGGCACCCCUCGCCAUCGGGGAAGCGAGCAGCGUCUUCGUUAUGAAAGGGCGAAGAAAGGAUAAAUUCUGGGUUCUCAAGGUCGUCAAGCUGGAACCAUCAUCUCGGGAGAUGUGGAGGAAUGCUCACGAAAUUAAGGCGCUGAAAUUACUCCAAGCCUUCCCCCAUGACAAUGUUGUACAACAACCGGACCUCGAGUCCAAUGUAGAUAAUAUUUGGUGGUCCAGGAAAGACUUAAGUGUCUUCAUGGUUUUCGAUUACUGCGGCCCAGAUCUCCUGAAGCUAUUUAGCGGUCUCAUAGCCAGCAAAAAGCACACAUGCGACCAGUGGAAGCCAGAGCUCCUGCAAACUUUGGUAUUGGAUGUGGUAAACGGCCUGCACCAUUUGCAUAGCCUUGGUAUCAUUCAUACCGACUUGAAGCCAGAGAAUAUACUAGUUGACAGAGACGGGUUCUUCAAGAUAACUGACUUCGGGAGCGCCCGCGUUCUAUCAGGGCCCGGAGGGGCAGUGUGCCCUACAUUCGGAAAAGCGCUUGUGAUGAACAGCCAGGCUCGCAUCACGCCAGGGUAUUCUGCCCCGGAACUUCUGGCGUAUGACAUGGAAGGAGACUUUCUUCCGCAUAAUGUCAGUCAUGGUGGCGUCCCAUGGUUCUGCUUCGACGAGAGUGCAGACAUGUGGUCGCUUGGAAUGUGCAUCUACACAAUCAUGUUAGGGGCACCUUUCGACAGCCACACUGACGACGGCAGGCUCCUGUGGCCACCGGAAGUAUUGCAACAAAUUUUGCACUACAAUAUUCUUGCGUCCAGCCUCGGGUCUAGCCGCCAGGAAGCUUACGUUCCGGUUGUCAACUUUUUCCAGAAGUGCUGCCAGGCCUGCCCUUUGAAUCGUAUACACACUCAGGAUGCCUUUCAAAUGAUCCAAAAGGACUGGGCUUAUGACAGGUCGGUGCGCGUGAACUAUAUGUCACAGCACAAGAUAUUUGAAGAGAAAGUUCCUUCCAUGCAAGAGCUCCUCAAGUCGCACACUCUAUUUGGAGCAGACCAAGAGCCCGCUAAUCGUUCCAUUGGAACAGAGUUUGAGGCCCUUCUUGAAAAAAUGUCUAUUGUGCUGCAAGAACACUCGGACUAUCAGAUAACAUUCUAA
Cyclocybe aegerita is the source of this 1437-nucleotide messenger RNA. NCBI's taxonomy places the organism in Eukaryota, Fungi, Basidiomycota, Agaricomycetes, Agaricales, Hemipholiotaceae. The record is from the annotation of a GenBank genome assembly.